AUUAACUUUGUUGCUUAAAGCUUGCCCUCUUCCCCUUAUCCUUUCUCUCUCUAAAAACUUUCUCCUUCUCUCUCUAUCUUAACAUCAAUUCUGAAGAGAAUUCCAGUCCAAGACCCACACAAACUUAUUAAACUACUAUAAUCUUUCAUCUUCCAAUUAAUAAAAUAAUAAUCAAAACCCACAAAAUUACGAAAAUACAACAAAAGAAAUUCGAGAAACCACAUAUUUUCAUGCCAUCAUGGAAGGAGGAGAUGAUCAUCAGCUCCACCACCACCACCACCUCCACCACCACCAACAGCAGCAGCAGCAGCAGCAACACCACCACCGUCCGACGUUCCCAUUCCAAUUACUUGAAAAGAAAGAAGACGAGCCUUGCUCCUCCUCCUCACCCUACCCUUCUUCUCUCCCGCUCUCCUCCUCCAUUGAAUUACCCAACACUAAUAUUAACAACACGAACGCAACCCUAAGCCGCUCUUCUUCCUCUGCUCUCCAAAUUGCUCCGGCGGAACCGUCCAAGAAACAACCACCGAAGCGAACUUCAACUAAAGACCGACACACUAAAGUCGACGGACGUGGCCGUAGAAUUCGCAUGCCUGCUCUUUGUGCUGCUAGGGUUUUUCAGCUAACUCGCGAGCUAGGUCAUAAAUCAGACGGCGAGACCAUCGAAUGGUUACUACAACAAGCUGAGCCAGCGGUGAUCGCAGCUACAGGAACAGGUACAAUUCCGGCGAAUUUCACUUCUCUAAACAUUUCUCUACGUAGCUCAGGUUCAAGCAUGUCCGUCCCGUCUCAGUUAAGAUCAGCCAGCUUUAAUCCAAAUUUCUCAAUGCAACAACGACGUAGUUUAUUCCCCGGAAUCGGACUCGACACUUCACCGACGCCCACAUUUUUAAAUUUCCAAGCGAGCAAUUUCAAUACAGUUCUUCAAGCUAAACAAGAAUUACGUGAGAGUAAUUCUUCACUCGAGCUAUCGACAGAAACUGAAGAGAGUUUAAGCAGAAAACGACGGUCCGAGCAAGAUUUAUCAUCGCAGCAACAUCAGAUGGGAAGUUAUUUACUGCAGUCAAGUACGGGGGCACUUCCGGCAGCUAGUCAUAGUCAAAUUCCGGCGAACUUUUGGAUGCUGGCUAAUCCUAAUAAUAACCAAGUUAUGAGUGGUGACCCUAUAUGGACAUUUCCUUCAGUUAAUAACACUGCUGCUUUGUAUAGAAGCACUACUUCAAGUGGCUUGCAUUUUAUGAAUUUUCCUACUCCGGUUGCUUUGCUGCCAAGUCAGCAAUUGGGCGGUGGUUCUAAUACAAUUGGCGGCGGAGGAGGAGGUGGUAAUGGUGGUGGUAAUAGUAUGAGUGAAGGCCAUUUAAAUAUGCUAGCGGGGCUAAACCCUUAUCGGCCUUCUGGCAUGUCAGACUCACAAGCAAGCGGGUCACACUCGCAUCACGGUGGCGGAGGCGGAGGAGAUGAUCGGCAUGAUACAACGAGUCAUCACUCAUAAGUCACGACCGCCGCAACAUAAUCAUCAUCGUCAUCCACAGCAACGCCAUCAUCGUAUCAUCCCUUGCUUGUGUAGUUAAUUUGAUGUGUAACACACGUGAGGUUUGAUUUGUUUUUCUUGAAUUUGAGUUUUGUUUUCUUUUUGGUUAAUUCUUGAAAUUUUUUUGUGUGAUUAAUAUGGGAUUUUAGGGUUUGAUCAAGAGAUUACAAUAUUAUUUAUUUUAA
Molecule: messenger RNA, 1716 nt
Organism: Mercurialis annua (annual mercury)
Lineage: Eukaryota; Viridiplantae; Streptophyta; Magnoliopsida; Malpighiales; Euphorbiaceae
Product: transcription factor TCP14
Exons: 1
Coding region: 239-1492 (417 amino acids)
Cellular component (GO): nucleus
Molecular function (GO): DNA-binding transcription factor activity; sequence-specific DNA binding
Source: RefSeq, a predicted model, not a curated record